Messenger RNA from Fusarium proliferatum ET1, 279 nucleotides. RefSeq lists its product as uncharacterized. Lineage: Eukaryota; Fungi; Ascomycota; Sordariomycetes; Hypocreales; Nectriaceae. The coding region runs from base 1 to 279 and encodes 92 amino acids. The record is from RefSeq and is a predicted model, not a curated record. The transcript has 2 exons.
AUGGAGAUUGAUCCUAUGGUGAUUGCUAUCUUUGGCCAUCCCCCUGAGGGCAUUGAUCUCUCGGCAAACCAAGAGAUAAAGAAUACUACCAUUGUUCUCUCCAUGCUAGGCAUCUCUGCUCUAUUUUUAGCCGGCAGAAUCGCUAUUCGGACACAGCAGUCCCAUUUGAGCUUGGACGACUACAACAUUAGUGUAUCAUGGCUCUUUGUGGCUAUCACAGCUGCUAUAGUGUUUUUGGCCAAGCCGGUGCAGGGAAACAUGUUUGGGCACUCACGAUAA